AAAGAUUGCAUCGACAAGAACAAUUUGGAAGAAUAGAUCAUUCUAUUGAUAAUAGUCACAAAGAAACUAGAGAACCAUUAUUAUCUACUAGUCAAAGCUUUAAUAUAUCAAUGUCAUCUGCUGAAGAUUUAACUACAUUAUUUUUAGCAAGUAAUAUUGAACAAAAAAAUGAGCAAGAAUUAGAAUAUGAAGAAGUCGAACAUGAAACAAAACAAGAAAUAGAUAAUGAGGAGAUAGAGCGAAUAAAAAAAUUUAGAGUAGCAUUAAAUUAUAGUUCUGAAGAUAGUGAAACUAAACAAGAAAAUGAUUUUGAAGAUUUAUCUUUGAUAAAAGAUACUGGACUACUUGAUGAUAUAGAAUUAGAAGAUAGUGAUAUUGAAGAAAAACCAAUUUUAAACUUUAAAA
Messenger RNA from Racocetra persica, 405 nucleotides. NCBI's taxonomy places the organism in Eukaryota, Fungi, Glomeromycota, Glomeromycetes, Diversisporales, Gigasporaceae. The record is from the annotation of a GenBank genome assembly.